Messenger RNA from Cicer arietinum (chickpea), 2529 nucleotides. RefSeq names its product polyadenylate-binding protein 3. Gene Ontology annotation, molecular function: RNA binding. The record is from RefSeq and is a predicted model, not a curated record. NCBI's taxonomy places the organism in Eukaryota, Viridiplantae, Streptophyta, Magnoliopsida, Fabales, Fabaceae.
CUCUCCUUCUGUUCUCUAUAUUCGGAGGCAACAAAAAAAGGAAAGAAAAAAAAAAUAAAAAAUAACUCCUCGAAAAUUAAUAAUAAAUAAUAUUAAUUACAAAAAAAUAGGGUUUGCUUAUAUUUCAUUAUUUUUCAGAUUUUCAUUCACUCUGAAAAAAAAUCAUAGUUGCUGCUACUCCUUAUUCUCCUUCUCACUCUUCACUUUCGUUUUUCGGUUAUUUUUUUUGCGGGAAAAACGGCAAUGGCGGCGGCGAUUUCUUCACCAAUUGUUCAGUCUGUGACUCCGGUGGCCCCGGCUACGCCACCAUUGACCGGAGGACCUUUUGCGAAUGCAUCUCUCUACGUUGGCGAUCUCGAAGGAAGUGUUAACGAGGGACAACUUUAUGAUCUGUUCAGCCAGGUCGCUCAGGUUGUUUCGAUUAGGGUUUGCAGGGAUCAGACUAGGCGAUCCUCUCUUGGUUACGCUUAUGUCAACUUUACCAACGCUCCAGAUGCGGCCAAUGCCAAGGAACUUCUGAACUUCACUCCUUUGAAUGGGAAGCCCAUUCGUAUCAUGUUUUCUCAACGAGAUCCAAGUGUUCGCAAGAGUGGAUCUGGCAAUGUGUUCAUUAAGAACCUGGACACAUCAAUUGAUAACAAGGCAUUGCAUGACACUUUUGCUGCCUUUGGCUCUGUACUUUCUUGUAAGGUGGCUCUUGACAGCAGUGGCCAAUCAAGAGGGUACGGUUUUGUUCAGUAUGACAAUGAAGAAGCUGCACAGUGUGCCAUCGAUAAGUUGAAUGGCAUGCUGAUAAAUGAUAAACAAGUCUAUGUUGGACUUUUUGUUCGCCACCAGGAAAGGGCUAGGACCAAUGGAUCACCCAAGUUCACUAAUGUUUAUGUGAAAAAUCUUUCUGAAACAUUAGCUGAUGAAGACCUGAAGCAGCUAUUUGCCCCCUUUGGCACGAUAACUAGUGCAACAGUUAUGAAAGAUGCAAAUGGGAAGUCUAGAUGCUUUGGUUUCGUGAAUUUUCAGAGUCCAGAUUCAGCAGCUGCUGCUGUUGAGAGGUUAAAUGGAACUACUAUCAAUGAUGACAAGGUUUUAUUUGUGGGGAGAGCCCAGAGGAAAUCAGAAAGAGAGCAUGAGUUGAAAGCCAAAUUUGAGCAGGAAAGAAUCAGCAGAUACGAGAAAUUACAAGGUGCCAAUUUGUACUUGAAAAACCUUGAUGAUGGUUUUAGUGAUGAAAAGUUGAAGGACCUAUUUUCUGAGUUUGGAACUAUUACAUCUUGCAAGGUGAUGUUGGACUCCCAUGGUCAUAGCAAGGGUUCUGGUUUUGUGGCCUUUUCUACUCCCGAGGAAGCAAAUAAAGCAUUGAAUGAAAUGAAUGGGAAGCUGGUUGGAAGAAAGCCUCUGUUUGUUGCUGUGGCCCAGCGGAAAGACGAAAGGAAGGCUCGGUUGCAGGCCCAUUUUGCUCAAAUUCGUGCACCUGCUGGAAUGGCACCGCUACCUGCAGGAAUUCCUGGAUACCAUUCUGGGGCACCAAGACUUGCUCCUCAGCAGUUGUAUUUUGGUCAAGGCACACCUAGCUUCAUACCACCUCAGCCUGCUGGAUUUGGUUUCCAGCAGCAAAUGUUGCCUGGAAUGCGGCCCGGUGUUGCUCCAAAUUUUGUUAUGCCAUACCAACUCCAAAGACAAGGUCAACCUGGGCAAAGGAUGGGUGUUCGGAGAAAUGGAAACCUCCAACACGUGCAGCCAAACCAACAGAUGGCACAUCGCAACUCCAACCAAGGGUUUAGAUACAUGGCCAACAAUCGAAAUGGCAUGGACCCAUCUGGAGUUCCUCAAGGUCUAGUGGGUCAAAUGUUGCCCAUGAACUAUGAUGGUUCUGGAGUUACCGCAGCUCCAAUUGAUAGUCAACGUCCAGGGUCUACCACACUGGCCUCAGCUUUAGCUUCUGCAACCCCAGAAAAUCAGCGUAUGAUGUUGGGUGAGCAUCUUUAUCCCCUUGUGGACCGUCUUACACCAAACCAACAUACAGCAAAGGUGACAGGGAUGUUGCUUGAAAUGGACCAGUCAGAGGUAAUUCAUCUUAUUGAAUCUCCAGAGGACCUGAAAAUAAAGGUCUCUGAGGCAUUACAGGUCCUUCAUGAAGCUGCAUCAGGAUCUGAAGUCGGUGAUCAGCUUGGUUCCUUGUCAUUGAACGAAUGAAGUAAUUUCAGCUGCAGUGGUGGAUAUGUUGCGUCAUAUCAUGUGAGCCACUUUUUUGGACUUAAUUAGCUAAUAUUAUUCUGGAGUCUACAUUUUUUAUUUGAUCAAAAUCAUGUUUUCUUUUUGUGGGGUAAUUUAUUGGUUAGGUGAUAUAGGAGAGAUUCAAGGACUUGUUUUGGUAGUCUUUUUAGCAUUUUCACUUUUAGCUUUUCCAGACUAUUUAUGAUGUUCUUUCAUUUGGGAUUGGUAGUAGAGGAUCUAGUUUAUUAACUUUUGACAAUAAUUUUUCUUUAGACUUGAAUUAUUUGAAUUGGGAUUUUGGUGGACAUCUCUUCUCAA